Molecule: messenger RNA, 2632 nt
Organism: Crotalus tigris (Tiger rattlesnake)
Lineage: Eukaryota; Metazoa; Chordata; Lepidosauria; Squamata; Viperidae
Gene: QPCT
Product: glutaminyl-peptide cyclotransferase
Exons: 7
Coding region: 302-1408 (368 amino acids)
Molecular function (GO): glutaminyl-peptide cyclotransferase activity; zinc ion binding
Source: RefSeq, a predicted model, not a curated record
AGGGACAAAACGCCCACCCACUCCUGAGGGAAAGACGGACUGAUUGGGAUGGGAAUUAGCAUCUCUCCCGCCGCGUUACGUAGGCAAGGCAAGACAGAAAGCUGGACGCGAAGCCAAAAGCGCCUCAGGAAGGCAGAAGCGAAGCAGACCCUCCGCCGUCCCAUCGCGCGCCUGCUCUCCAACGCUGCGCCCGUUGCGCCCGCCAAUUUGCCUGAAUCUGCCUCCCUCUGAGGCGCGAGGGAGCCUCCUCACCGGCAGCCGCCUCACCUGCCCAGCCGAGGGGGGGGGGGACUGCAACGGCAUGGCCAGAGAGAGACGGGAUAGCAAGGCGGCGACAUUCUUCUGCCUGGCCUGGACACUCUGCUUGGCUCUCCCGGGCUUCCCGCAGCAUGUGAGUGGCCGAGAAGACAGAGCGGACUGGACUCAGGAGAAGUAUUCCCAUCGUCCAACCAUUUUAAAUGCAACUUGUCUCCUACAAGUCACCUCACAGACAAAUGUUAAUCGCAUGUGGCAAAAUGACCUUCAUCCAAUCCUGAUUGAGAGAUAUCCAGGUUCACCUGGGAGUUAUGCUGUGCGGCAGCAUAUCAAGCAUCGCCUACAAGGAUUACAGGCUGGCUGGCUUGUUGAAGAAGACGCAUUUCAGAGCCAUACUCCUUAUGGAUACCGCACUUUCUCAAAUAUAAUCAGUACUCUCAAUCCCCUUGCCAAGCGCCAUUUGGUGAUAGCUUGCCAUUAUGACUCAAAGUAUUUCCCACCGCAACUGGAUGGUAAAGUGUUUGUUGGAGCCACCGACUCAGCUGUGCCUUGUGCAAUGAUGCUAGAAUUGGCAAGGUCCUUGGAUAGACAGCUUUCUUUUCUGAAGCAAAGCAGCUUACCACCCAAGGCAGAUCUUUCUCUGAAGCUUAUUUUCUUUGAUGGUGAAGAAGCUUUUGUGAGAUGGUCCCCUUCAGAUUCCCUGUAUGGCUCCAGAUCUUUGGCCCAGAAAAUGGCAUCUACUCCUCAUCCACCGGGUGCCAGGAAUACGUAUCAGAUUCAAGGCAUUGAUCUUUUUGUGUUGCUGGAUUUAAUUGGUGCACGAAAUCCUGUUUUUCCUGUUUACUUUUUGAACACAGCUCGAUGGUUUGGGAGACUUGAAGCCAUUGAACGAAACCUUUAUGAUUUGGGUUUGCUAAAUAAUUAUUCUUCUGAGAGGCAGUACUUCCGGAGUAAUUUACGUCGACAUCCAGUUGAGGAUGACCAUAUUCCAUUUUUGAGAAGAGGUGUCCCAAUCCUACACUUGAUACCAUCACCUUUCCCUAGAGUAUGGCAUACUAUGGAGGACAAUGAAGAGAAUCUUGACAAGCCAACUAUUGACAACCUCAGCAAAAUUCUGCAAGUUUUUGUGCUGGAAUAUCUCAACUUGGAAUAACUGUUACCCUGAAAUUAAUAUUUUGUUCUAAACGCUUAACUGUUUAGGAUCUUUCCAAGAAUAGGCCUUUAUUGUAGAUAUAGCAAUCAGAUCUCCUACUUUACGGCUUUGCCUGUGACAAAAACUGAAAGAUUAUCCAUCUAGAUUUUAUAGUUAGUGAAGUUUUAAACUUUAUUCCUAAGUAACAAAAACCUGGCAGUGUAAAAGCUAAUUAUGUUAUUAUGAGAAGCUGGAUGUAAAAAAAAAUAUACAUCAAAAUACCAUUUUUAAUUUGUUUUUUUAAUUUAAAAAUGAACAGGAAAUGUUUAUAUAUCUUAGAUGUUAACUUCUUUCUAUUAAUCUUUAAUAUACAUGCUUCAUAACUUUAGUAAUGUUAAAAAGAACAAAAAACUAUUAAGCAUCUCAGGGUGAGAAUCUGAGCACCUUUACCUGCCAAUUCACAUAUGUGCAGAAGACAAGGGCUUCAAAACCCCCCCCACACACACACCUUUAUGUGGCUUAUUUAUUGAACUGCUGUUUGAAUGAUUCCCAAAUAUGAUUUAAGGUGCCAAUGUUGUAGUCUUCUGUAGCUGUGAGUGCCAAUAAAAAACAGAGAGUGACUGUGCCUGGACUACAAUUCUGAACCAGGUAGGCAAAUCAUCAGUCCAGAUUUCAUUAAAUCAUGCUGUUAAAUAUAUAUUGGUUGAUUGCAGUUGUUUAUCUGAUGAGCAUACUGUUAUCUCUUUGUUGACAAUGAUAUUCAACUUUGCAAGUGAAUCAUAGAUUAGUAGAAUCCAUUGAUAGUAUGAGCAUUCCUAUCUCCUCCUUUUAGUGCAAAAGUGAGCAAACAUUCAUUCCUCCGUUCAUUUCAUUCCCUGAAGCUCCUCAGAAAACAAUGCCCAAAAUGGCAGCAUGAUUCAACAGUUAAUUAUAUUUUAAAAAUAUACUUCGUAUUAGUCUUGGCUCUGGCAACUACCUAGACAAGCUCCGCAUUUUUCUUGGCAAGGUUUUUCAGAAGUGGUUUGCCACUACCUCCUUCCUAGGACUGAUAGAAAGUGACAGGCCCAAGGCCACCUGGCUUGUUUUGUGUCUAUGGUAGGACUAGAACUCAGUCCCCAAGUUUCUAACCUGUGUCUUAACCACUAUACCAAACUGGCCUUCCUAAUUAUAUAAAAAAGGUGUGUUGAUCUUAAUAUACUAAUCAACAUUACUAAACUCAGGGAAAAAAAUCCUUUUCAUUGAUUA